Rosa rugosa (rugosa rose) is the source of this 2501-nucleotide messenger RNA. Its product is annotated as probable inactive purple acid phosphatase 27. NCBI's taxonomy places the organism in Eukaryota, Viridiplantae, Streptophyta, Magnoliopsida, Rosales, Rosaceae. The transcript has 13 exons. Bases 383 to 2302 code for a protein of 639 amino acids. The record is from RefSeq and is a predicted model, not a curated record. Gene Ontology annotation, molecular function: acid phosphatase activity; metal ion binding.
CCGGCAGAGGAAGAAAACACCAAAAACAAAUUAAUUAGAAGUUAAAGGCUUCUCACAGCUGCGUGCUGUGUCAAGCAUAAUCAGAAACAACGUUACGUGAAGAAACACAAAUUUUCAAAGUAAUCUUCGCCCAUCUCCUCUGAUCUAUCUCUAUCUAUGGCAUCAAUUUGUUAUAAAGAAUAUGCCAUGUUUAUAUAUAAGCCAAGUUUCUUGUCAAGCCCCAAAUUCUUAUAUAAGCCUUGAUAUCGCCAACAAGUUUAGUUUCAUUACAGCAACAAAACAAAGAGACAAUUAGGCCAUGUGUCCAUGAUCAAGAUUCAUAGCUUUCACAGUUUCUGAUCUUCAUUCUCUGUAUUUUAAUUUUUUUUUUUUCUUUUUCCAAAUGGGUUCUUCCAGUACUUGUGGGGUUCCCAAACUUAUCUGUGUCGUGUUUGUGAUAUUGUUUCUUGGUUCCUGUGCUUCUUCAUCAUCUUCCUUGCACCCUUUGGUUGUCCAGUCACAGAUUAAACACCUUAACCACACGGCAAUAUCAGAGUUUAGGUUGCUAAACAGAAAAUUUCUUGGCAACUGUUUGAAUCCGAGCCCAUAUCUGCAAAUCAGUGUUAGCUCGAGUCCCGGUGGCCUUGGAGAUGAUGAGUUUGUGACUGUCAAUGUUAGUGGCAUCUUGAACCCUUCUAAAAAUGAUUGGGUGGCCAUGAUUUCACCUGCUAAUUCUGAUGUCUCAAUCUGUCCUUUGAAUACGUUUUACUAUGUACAGACUGGUGAUUUUAGUAAACUUCCUCUUCUCUGCCAUUAUCCUGUUAAGGCAACAUACAUGAGCACUGAUCCUGACUACCUCAGUUGCAAGAAGAAGGAAUGCCAAAAGUAUCAGAAUGGUACCAGUCACUGUGCUAUCUCCACCUGCAGUGGUUCGUUAACAUUUCAUGUUAUUAACAUCAGAACAGACAUCGAAUUCGUCUUGUUUUCUGGUGGAUUUGAGGUCCCUUGCAUUUUGAAGAAAGCAAACCCUCUGAAAUUUGCCAAUCCAAACAAGCCACUGUAUGGACAUCUCUCGAGCAUAGACUCAACUGGAACAUCGAUGAAAUUAACAUGGGUCAGUGGAGAUGAGAAACCUCAGCAAGUACAAUAUGGAGAUGGAAAAUCACAGACUUCAGUAGUUACCACAUUUUCACAAGAUGACAUGCAGAGUUCACCUGCUAUACCAAGUCCAGCCAAAGACUUUGGGUGGCAUGAUCCAGGCUUCAUUCAUUCAGCAGUGAUGACAGGACUUAAGCCUUCAUCUAGCUUCUCUUAUAGAUAUGGAAGUGAUUCAGUUGGUUGGAGUGAUCGAAUCCAAUUCCGCACCCCCCCUGUGGGAGGAUCUGAUGAACUCAAAUUUCUUGCAUUUGGCGACAUGGGAAAGGCUCCUCGUGAUUCUUCUGUCGAGCAUUAUAUUCAGCCAGGAUCCCUCUCAGUGAUUGAAGCCGUGACAGAUGAAAUAAAUUCCGGGAAUGUAGACUCUGUCUUCCACAUUGGAGAUAUAAGCUAUGCCACUGGGUUUUUAGUUGAAUGGGAUUUUUUCCUUUACCAAAUCAACCCUGUUGCUUCUCGAGUUUCAUACAUGACAGCUAUCGGGAACCAUGAGAGGGACUAUAUAGACUCUGGAUCAGUGUACAUUCUUGCAGAUUCAGGUGGGGAAGCUGGAGUUCCCUAUGAGACUUACUUUCCAAUGCCAACCCCAGCAAAGGAUAAACCAUGGUAUUCCAUAGAACAAGGAAGCGUCCACAUCACGAUGAUUUCAACAGAGCAUGACUGGACCAAAAAUUCUGAGCAGUAUAAAUGGAUGAAAAAGGACAUGGCUUCAGUUGAUCGAUCUAAAACUCCUUGGUUGAUAUUUAUGGGGCACAGACCGAUGUAUACAUCUGCCCCUGGAUUCCUGAGUGUUGAUGAAAAAUUCGUUGACGAAGUUGAACCAUUACUUCUGGCAAGCAAAGUUGAUCUGGCCCUGUUUGGUCAUGUCCAUAACUACGAGCGAACCUGCUCCAUUUAUAAGAGCCAAUGCAUGAAAUUGCCUAGCAAAGAUGAGGCUGGGAUAGACACAUAUGAUCACAGCAACUACAGUGCCCCAGUGCAAGCUAUAAUCGGAAUGGCUGGCUUUUCCUUGGACAAGUUUCCCACUGGUAUUAACAAUAGUUGGAGUUUAUCAAGGCAUUCCGAAUAUGGUUAUCUCAGAGCGCAUGCAACAAGGACAGAUAUCAAAUUAGAGUUUGUGAAUGCAAACACAAGAAAAGUUGACGACAGCUUCCACAUUACAAAAGCAUAAGUUAGAUAAAUUGAGUUUAACUGUGGCUUCCACAGUUUUUUCUUUAGAAACUAUAAGGCAAGAUAUAUUGCCCCCUUUAGUUAGAUAUAUGUAAUUAAAUUUGUAAGAGUAUGAGGAUGGAAACAAAAGUACAGUGUACAAAUGGAGCAAUACGUACACUAGAUGAACAAAUUACAUAGAAUUUCAUUUCUAAAACACA